AUGGGCAAUGCGUUAUAUACAGACCAGGGAGUCUGCUAUGACACAGUGGAAUAUUGCAAAUCCAUGUGCCCAAAUGGUGAGUGUGUAUACGCCGACAAAUGUAAUGGAGCCGAGAGGAAAUACACAUGUCUACCUUUUGAUUUCCGAUUCGUUACGUGGCUGAUGUUCGGCUGCUUCGUGAUCGUUUUGUUGGUAUGUUCAUCAUUGGUCGCCUGCUAUGUCUGUCGAGCUAUUCGGGCUUCUUUACGAUGGCAAACCGCCCACACUCCACAUCAUGAAGUCGUGUUCAACAAUCCCGGACGUAUACAUCAUAUCGAAAUGGACAGCGGUCGUCAUAAAAUCGUACCGACUCAGCGGCGUUGA
Molecule: messenger RNA, 363 nt
Organism: Haemonchus placei
Lineage: Eukaryota; Metazoa; Nematoda; Chromadorea; Rhabditida; Trichostrongylidae
Source: the annotation of a GenBank genome assembly